AUGGCGGGCAUGCCCGUGCUGGGGAACAGCGUCGGCGCAGGCGAGCUGCGCGACAACGGCCGAGAAGCCAGCAACAGGUCGUCAAGCAGCGGCUCUCGGCGCGGUUCCUCCCCCCACCACGCUCAGGAGCAUGAAACAUGCGAUGCGACGGUUCACAAGUCGGACGUGACGCGAACAAGACCCACCAGCUAUGAGAGAGAGUACCAUGAUAAGGUACCUACUAUGGCAACUCUCAGCGGUGGAGGCGUGGUGACGCACACAGCCCCGUCAUAUGAAGAGCAGCGCGCGAACCCUGCACUGCUAAGCCGUGGAGCCAGCGGCACUCCUGGGGGCCGCAGCGUCAGGGACGAUGGAUACUGUUCAGCUAGCAGCACGCCACGGGCUUUUGAUAACAAAUCAACGAAAGGCUCGGUUGUAACUCUGUCAUGUUAUAAAAAGGAGCCGAAAAUACAAAUAGAGGAAGAAUGCUUUUACAGUGAAACAUCGAAAAAGCUAAGAACAAAUAGUAUUAAACCAGAAGAGGGUGAUGGGCGCGAGACGUGGGGCACGGGGGCAGACUUUCUCCUGUCCAUCAUUGGAUUUGCAGUGGACUUGGCGAAUGUCUGGCGGUUCCCUUAUCUGUGCUAUAGGAAUGGCGGAGGAGCAUUCCUGAUCCCGUACACACUGAUGCUGGUCUUCGGAGCGGUGCCGCUGUUCUACAUGGAGCUCAUCCUUGGACAGUACAAUCGACAGGGACCCAUCACACUGUGGAAGAUAUGCCCGCUGUUUAAAGGUGUCGGCUUUUGUGCGGUCAUGGUGGCUUUCUACGUGUCGUUUUACUACAACGUCAUUAUUGGUUGGGCCCUCUACUUCCUAAUAUCAUCAGCUCGCUCAGAACUGCCGUGGGUGCAUUGUGACAACUCCUGGAACACGGAGCAGUGUUGGGACUCGGGCAGGAUUAACGGUACCAGUAACAGAACUGACGUGCGGUACCAAGGACCUCUGUCGCAUUUCACACCGGCUUCGGAGUUUUUUCAUCGAGCUGUCCUUGAAAUGCAACAUUCUGAAGGUCUGAAUGAUCUCGGCUUCCCGAAGUGGCAGCUGGCCAUCUGCCUGGGACUGGUCUACGUCACACUGUACCUAUCACUGUUCAAGGGAGUGAAGAGCUCUGGCAAAGUGGUAUGGCUAACUGCCACCAUGCCGUACGUGGUGCUGUCGAUCCUGCUGGCGCGAGGGCUGCUGCUGCCUGGAGCCACCAGGGGCAUCGCAUACUACCUGCAACCGGAGCUCACGCGAUUGAAGGACACACAAGUGUGGGUAGAUGCAGCAGUUCAGAUCUUCUACUCAGUAGGAGCUGGCUUCGGAGUACAUCUAUCCUACGCCAGUUAUAACACUUUCCACAACAAUUGCUACAGAGACUGCUUGGUGACUACAUUGGUAAACUGUUUUACUUCAUUCUUCUCCGGGUUCGUAAUCUUCACAUAUCUCGGCUUCAUGUCCUACAAGCAAGGAGUUCCCAUAUCUUCCGUUGCCACUGAAGGUCCUGGACUGGUAUUCCAAGUGUACCCAGAAGCAGUGGCUACCCUUCCUGGAGCGAGUCUAUGGGCGAUGCUAUUCUUUUUCAUGCUUAUAAUGCUUGGAUUGGAUUCGGGGAUGGGUGGUCUGGAGUGCGUGAUCACGGGGUUGCUGGACCAGGCGCGCGCGUGCGGCGCCGUGUGGCUCCGCCGCGAACACUUCACGCUGCUCGUCGUCUGCGUCUCCUUCUGCGUGGCCUGCAUCAAUGUCACACCGGGAGGUAUCUACAUGUUCCAUCUGCUGGACACGUACGCGGCCGGCAUCUCCCUGCUCUGCUCAGCGCUCUUCGAAGCCGUUGCCGUGUCAUGGUUCUAUGGUUUGAAGCGGUUCUCUGAUGACGUGGAAGAGAUGUUGGGUUUCAGACCCGGACUCUACUGGAGGAUAUGCUGGAAGUUCGUCAGUCCUACUUUCAUUAUUGGUGUAGUAGUCUUCGGUCUUCUAUAUCAGCAGCCGCUACAGUACCAGCACUACACGUACCCGCCCUGGGCGGUGGUGCUCGGCUGGGGGCUCGCCUGCUCCUCCAUCCUCAUGAUACCUGUUGUCGCCGUGUACAAGCUGCUGUCCACCCCCGGCACAUUCAGACAGCGUCUAGCAUGCUGCAUAUCACCAGAAUCUGAACACGAGGCGAUCAGGGGCGGAGCACCUGUCAGCCGCUUCACUUGGAAACACUGGCUUUACGUCUAAGCGAACAAACGCUUUGCUUGAACACUCGUGUCGUGGAAGACCCUGAGGAAGGGGUAUUGGAGCGGAGAAGAAUGGAGAAGAAACUAAAUAAAGAAGUUGCUGCUAAAAACUUCUGUGGUUUUGAUUCUGCGAAAACUUCUCGGUCUAAAGUAGGACCGAUUGUUCGAAUUGCUAAAAAAAUGUCGUCGUUACAAACUACAAUAUUGCAGUACUUCAUAAAGAGUUGUGAUUUUUUUAUUAAAACAAAAAUUACUUAGUUGGCACAACUGAUGGCCUAAUUGUCUAAAUGUAGGUAAAACAACAUGUAAGUUACCAAACUUCUCAGUGGAUCCAACGUUUUAUUUUAUCAAAUAGGUAUCUAUAUUCAGCUUCAGUUUAUAUUAAAGUUAUUUGUAUUGUACUAACGAAAGAGGUAUCGAACGAUAAAAAUGUUUCAAAACACUCUGCAUGGAAGAACUAUAAGUUCUGUAAAUAAAAUGUAAGAUAAUCAAAUAAUUUUAUAAAACUUUACUUUAUCGUAGAAAAAUAUGUAUAAAGUAGUGUUGUUGUACUGUCGUCCUGCCAAAAUAUUUAUCGGAAUAUAAUAUAUUUAUUACUAGAAAAAUGCAUGAUAUUCUGACUAUAUCAAAAUGUCUAAGAAAAAAAAGUAGACGAAAUUAAUGUUAAAAUAUUAUAAAUAUUUAUUUAUACACAUUUAUUUUAAUACUUAAUUAGAUAAAAUGCUACUUUGAGAAGUGUUGUAAAUGUAACUAGAGAAUUUAAUAAAAAAAUCUUGAGCUAAGUUUCUUGUCCCUAACUCGAGACUUAGAUAAUAUAAUUGUCACCAAAUAUUUAUAUUUUCGUCACACCUGAAAGAUGUCCACUGCUGGACAAAGGCCUCCCUCAAACUGGGCAGAUUUACCCAUACCUACUCACCGCGCUAGGCAUGCGUGGUGGUAAGCCCUAAUAUAUGCUGAAGAAAUCUAUGAUUAAACAUCAUUUUCACGGGUCAAAAUUAACCCCAUUGGGCUACAUAUCGACGUCUAAAUAAAAUUCAUCAUUAGCUAUACUUAAUAUUCUUAAGAGCUACUUACAAAGAAUUAGAAAAAAUGUAUCCCUAGAUACGCUUAAACCUAGAUGUAAUAAUAAUUGUAUGAUUACUAAAUCUACGUCCUACGCUGGCUGGACCAACUCGCAAACAAAUCUGUGACAAGCACAAUAAUUUUGUAUAUAACUAUAUAUCUUUGUACUAAAGUAUAUCUGACAAAUUGUACACUCUUGUAUCUUAUACUAGCGUCUACUGCUUACUGUGGAGUAUUUAAUUUUGUACUUAUUAUAAUAUUAACUAGAUAUCUAGUUUGAUACACAUCUCAAAAGAAGGGCUUGAUUCAGAAGGCAUUACCUAACCACCGGUGGCUUAGGACCCUAUGCCCGAUAGGUGGCCUAUUUUUUAUAUUUUUGAUUGAAUGUUAUUUUUAUUUAAUGUAUUAAUUAAAUAUGUUAAGAAUAUGUUUGUUAAUAAAUAAUAAAUUGGUGACACAUAGACAAGGGGAAAGAAUAAUUCUUGAAUUUUAUGUACCUAACCUUCGUCUGCCUACAAAUAUUAUGAGAUACAUUGAUAGUGCUGUGAUUUUAAACCAUGUUGGGUAACUGAGGAUUUUCAUUAUUGCCGCUUCUAAGCAAUAAAAAAAAAAGUAUGUUACAUUCAAAUCUACAAAGAGCAUGUAUGCUUCUUCUCACUAUUUGUUACUGUAACUUUUAAAAGGCCUAAUUAAAGUUUUUUUUAAAUUACCUACUGAACUUUACAAAAUAAACAUCUAAGUAGAUAAAACAAAACGAAUAACUACGAUAAUUUCUUAUUUGUGAAAAUAACUAUUUUAGAUUUAUAAAUAAAUGUGUAGUAAUACAUACGAAAGCAAAGCUCCAGGCGAGUAAAAAUAAAUUAGACAUUGUAAAAACGUAGUGUUGUGUUGUUCAUAAAUUCAUGUGUAGAUUCUAAAUAGUCGUGUAAAUAAUAAUUUAUUAUUGUAUUGAGUUGUCUGCAGCAGAUAAUGUUAAU
Molecule: messenger RNA, 4276 nt
Organism: Helicoverpa zea (corn earworm)
Lineage: Eukaryota; Metazoa; Arthropoda; Insecta; Lepidoptera; Noctuidae
Product: sodium-dependent noradrenaline transporter-like
Exons: 20
Coding region: 1-2238 (745 amino acids)
Biological process (GO): sodium ion transmembrane transport; dopamine uptake involved in synaptic transmission
Cellular component (GO): neuron projection; presynaptic membrane; neuronal cell body membrane
Molecular function (GO): dopamine:sodium symporter activity
Source: RefSeq, a predicted model, not a curated record